Vitis vinifera (wine grape) is the source of this 1423-nucleotide messenger RNA. RefSeq lists its product as uncharacterized. The record is from RefSeq and is a predicted model, not a curated record. Lineage: Eukaryota; Viridiplantae; Streptophyta; Magnoliopsida; Vitales; Vitaceae. Bases 557 to 1408 code for a protein of 283 amino acids. The transcript is spliced from 3 exons. Gene Ontology annotation, molecular function: protein binding.
AUCUAAUCAUGUUAUUUUUUUUUUUUGCAACCCCCGUUUGAUUCCCAAGAAAAUCCAUCCCCAUUCGAUUUCAGGGAAAAUUCAUCCUCGUUUGAUUUUCGAGAAAAUCCAUGCAAAACCCCCAAGGAAAACCAAAAGCAUUGCUAUUUUUUUUUGCUCCCUGUGUUUUCUGGAUAAGUUCUAGGGGUCUUUUUGCUUUUGUGCCAUUCGAUUUAAAUUUCAUGAACCCUAAAUCCACGAUUUUUGAGCCAGGCUGAAAAACACAACCUUUGCCUGCAAAUCAUGAUUAGAUUACUAAAUAGCAUCUUAUGUUUUUGUUCUAAAAAAAAUUGGACAAAUUUUGUAUCCUGUGCGCGGGUCGGGCUGGUUGGAAAUAUCGGGAAAUUUCCCGAAAAAUCGGUAAAAAUACCGAUAAGUACCAAAAUAUCGGCGAUAUUUUCGAAAAUUACCGAAAUUUCCGUCGACCGAUAAUCGGUGACGAAAAAUUUCGACAUUUCAAUCCUUGGUCUCCACCACUCAACUUCACGGAAAUGGAUAUGAUACUUGGAGCAUAAAGAUGAGGACUCUUUUUAUCUCCGAAGAUCUGUGGGAGCUUGUGGAUAAGGGUUAUGUAGAAGAGGAAAUUCCAAGAGAUGCUAUGAGAGAUGUACGAAAGAAUGAUGCCAAGGCAUUGUUUUUUAUUCAACAAGCAAUCUCGGAGAGUAUUUUUCCUCAAAUUUCGAAGGCAAUGAAGUCUAAGGAAGCAUGGGACAGUUUGCAAACAAAAUAUCAAAGCACAAGCCUGGAUGCAGCUCAAGAUGGAGAUGGUAGCCAAACUGACAUCCCUCUCAUGGAUGACUCUGUGUAUGAGGCAGCAGCGAAGGGCGACAUUGAAGCUCUGAAGAAAAUUCCAGAGUCCGAAUUUCAUGCCCAAUUAAGCCCAAAGCAUAACACAAUACUCCAUAUUGCAAGUGAAUUCGGUAAAAUAGAGUGUGUGAAUUGGAUCCUUGAUUUUCCCUCAUCUUCAUCUCUGCUGCGAUGCCCUAAUUUGAAUGAGGACACUCCCCUUCACCUUGCAGCAAGGGAAGGGCAUUUGAAGGUCGUGGAAGCUCUUAUAAAUGCUGCAAGAAAACCUACACUAGAUAUUGAAACUGGGCCUGGACCACAUAAGGUUAUGCUGAGGAUGAAAAAUAAGGGGAAAGACACAGCCUUGCAUGAGGCAGUGCGAUAUGGAAAUCGUGAGGUGGUGAAGUUAUUGAUCAAGGAGGACCCCGAUUUGGUCUAUGGUGCUAAUGAUUCAGGUAUCACUCCUCUUUACAUGGCUGCAGAGGGACGAUUUAGAGCCAUAGUGGAAAUAAUCAUAGAUGAAAGUAAGGAAACUGGUACUUCACCCCCUUACAUUGGCGGACUUUUCUUAAUAGUACGGUAAUUUAAAAAAGUUAUA